This is a messenger RNA of Juglans microcarpa x Juglans regia, 2531 nucleotides long. RefSeq names its product heat shock factor protein HSF8-like. Gene Ontology annotation, biological process: regulation of transcription by RNA polymerase II. The coding region runs from base 228 to 1676 and encodes 482 amino acids. Gene Ontology annotation, molecular function: DNA-binding transcription factor activity; RNA polymerase II cis-regulatory region sequence-specific DNA binding. The record is from RefSeq and is a predicted model, not a curated record. NCBI's taxonomy places the organism in Eukaryota, Viridiplantae, Streptophyta, Magnoliopsida, Fagales, Juglandaceae. The transcript has 3 exons. Gene Ontology annotation, cellular component: nucleus.
UCACCCCGUCGUCACAAACAAUCACCCAGAAAAGGGCAUUAUGCUUCGUGCCCGUUUCUACCGUCGUCACCGCUUCCAACUUACCUGUAUCUUGUCCCUUCUCUUUCUCUCCCUCUACAAUCGAGGGUUUAAGUUUACCCCUCCGAUGACAGCGUACAUUUUGACCCUCCCCAAACCCUAAAGAAAACAAAUUCCCCAAUACGCUCUCUGUUUCUCAAUAAUAAACUAUGGACGGAGUCGAUAAUGGAGGCGAGGCGUCCGGUUCUAGCGGCGGUGAUCAUCCGGCCCCAACUCCGAUGCCGACCGCAAAUGCGCCGCCGCCGUUCUUGAGUAAGACGUACGAUAUGGUCGAUGACCCGGCAACCGACCCAAUAGUGUCGUGGAGCCCCACGAACAACAGCUUCGUGGUGUGGAACCCGCCUGAGUUCGCCAGGGACCUCCUGCCCAAGUACUUCAAGCACAACAAUUUCUCCAGCUUCGUCAGGCAGCUCAACACCUACGGUUUCAGGAAGGUUGAUCCAGACCGAUGGGAAUUUGCAAAUGAGGGCUUCUUGAGGGGCCAAAAACACCUGCUUAAGAGUAUUAGUCGGCGAAAACCUGCUCAUGGACAUAGUCAUCAACAGCCACAGCAAUCACAGGAACAGAGUUCAUCACUGGGAGCUUGUGUAGAGGUUGGGAAGUUUGGCCUGGAGGAAGAGGUUGAGAGGCUUAAGAGGGACAAGAAUCUGCUUAUGCAGGAACUUGUCAGGUUGAGGCAGCAGCAACAGGCAACUGAUAGUCAGCUGCAAACCAUGGUGCAGCGUCUUCAGGGGAUGGAGCAGAGGCAUCAACAGGUGAUGUCAUUCCUGGCAAAGGCUGUGCAGAGUCCUGGCUUCUUGGCCCAGUUUAUGCAGCAGCAAAAUGAGAGCAACAAGCGCAUAACUGAAGGCAGCAAAAAACGGAGGCUUAAGCAAGAAGAUAUUUCCGAGAGGGAAGAUUCUCCUGCUCCUGAUGGACAGAUUGUUAAGUAUCAACCACUAAAGAAUGAGGCAGCAAAGGCAAUGCUCAGGCAGAUUAUGAAAAUGGAUGCUUCCUCCAGGCUGGAAUCUUUUAACGACGAAGAUGGUUUACUGAUUGCCGAUGGUCCAUCAUCGACCAGUGCAAUGGACGGUGGGAGCUCUACAAGCCAUGUAUCAGGAGUGACUCUGCAAGACGUCUCACCAACUUCUGAGAAAGUUGCAACUCCAUUCCCAGUCCCAGAUAUGAGUCUGCUGGUUGGAGCACAAGAUGCACAUUCCAUUUCUGUUCCUGAGGCCAAUGUAAUCAUGCCUGAGCUUUCGCAAAUACCUGAAAUGAUGCCCGAAAGUAUUGUGGACAUUCCCAAGGAAAAUUACAUGGGACCUGAGACAGGCAAUGGAGGAUUUUUAGAUCCCUCAUUGGAAGUUAAUGGGCCUCUUCCAAUAGAAAUUGAUGAUAUCUCCCCAGAUUCUGACAUUGAUCUCUUUCUAAGUGAUCCCAACUUUUGGGAUGACCUUGUGCAAAGUCCAGUGCCGGAAGAUAUUGAAUCAAAUUCUGUGCAUGGUAUGUUCAAGGAAAAUGAAGCACAGCCAAUGGAGAACGGAUGGGACAAUGUUCAGCAUCUGGACAAGCUUACGAAACAAAUGGGCCUUCUUACAUCAGAUAUUAAAGAGGCCUGAUAUUCGUUACUACAUGUACAUUAGUUUCACUCAUCGGAUGAGCUUGUAAGAAAAUCCUUCACAAGGAUAGCCAUAAGCUUAUUCAGGGCAUUGCUACACAGCAAUAUCAUUUUGAUCUUAAAUCUUAGGCUCUUUUUAUUGCGAACUUUUGGUCUAUUCUAUACAUGGUGACUUGGAAACGUUCAAGUCGUCAAAAGCAUUUGCCACUGCAACAAAAGGUGUUCACGGUUUAUUAUCACUAGUCGUGGAAUUAUUAAACUAUUAUUUUUAUUCUAUAUUUAUCACUAGUCGUGAAAUUAUUGACUAUUAAUUUUAUUUUUAUUUUGUUUUUAACCUGCUUGUAAAGUUUACCAAUUUUAGUGGAUUAUAUACAUAGGAAAGGCGAUGAAAGAUUGUAGAUGUAAAAAACCGUAGUGUUCUUGACCUUUAAUAUAGAGAGACAGACAGAAAUGACAUAGUUCAACAGAAGCCAACAUCUUUAUAAGAGCAAGAAAGCCUCGAGCGAAUGCCAAAUGUUUCCAUUUUCCUCUUUGCAAAGAAAACUGUCGUCUUGAUACGUGCCUGAAUAGGAGCAAAUGAUCAGGCCCUCUUGUCAGCUAAUGGCAAUCCAUAGUACCCUAUAAACCUUCUGUUAGUUAAGGGAAAAGCGGCCUCUACAUGGUUUUGCCUUCCAUUUCGGCUUUUCUGAUCUUUAUAAAUCUGAUUUCUAGAUCCUGCAGGCGUAAUCCCUAUAUCUUCCAAUCAUAUCCCAUGAGUUAGUGAUCAAAAUUGUUCAUAAAAAUAGGGUGUCCGGUUAAUUACUUUAAGUAGCAAAGAGUUGUGAAAAGUACGCGUGUCAAUGUGAAUACUCACCUA